AUGUCAUGUCACGUCUUUCAUGGUGACUCCUCCUCAUCCCACCUGCCACGCCCUUUUUGCGUCCCACAAUUGGCGCCGGCUUACACUCAGCUUGCCAAAGUGGUCCCAAAGUCGCACGCCUCGAGGCAAUUUACACUUAACGACGUCCAGAACAAACCCGCUGCAAUCGGCCAAGCCGUCCAAGAAAUUAAGGCGGAACUGAAGAAGCUUAGAGAGAAGUUGAAGAAAGAGAAAGGCGGUCCAAAUGAUGGUGUCAUCGACAGCUUGGAAGAUUUGAAACAGCAUGGUCUUGCUCAGAGUGCAUGGAAUGGUAAGAAUGUCAAAGGUCAAACUCUCAGUGGUCUUGGGAAAAUCCAUGGUGACCUUCAAGGUCAGAAUACUGAAUUGGGCAAGCAAAACAAAGCAAUUGGGGAGGCUAUACGUGACAUUAGGUGGCAACUUCUAUAUCUCGGAUUCAAGGUGCAAAAUAUCUUCAAUGAUGAUGACAUCCUAGACAACCUGCGCCGGUUGAAAGGUAGGAUCGGAAUGAAACAGAAUAUAGGUCUUGAGGCCAUUAAAAAUACAAUUCAACAGCUGCAACAAAAGUCAUUUCAACAGCAUCCCAAAACCAUCGGAGAUGCCAAGCAACAAAUUGUAGAUGAACUCACUACCCUUCGAGGUGAGUUGCACGGCAAGCCAGGCAGUGAUGUCAUUACAACGCUGAACGAUUUGCAGAACAGUGGACUAAGUGCAACUGAAACAUGGAAUGUUAAUAGUAAAAAUGAAAAAGGCCUCGCAAAAAUUAAUAGUGACCUUAACAAUCAACAAACUGCGCUGUCCAACCAACCCGGCGAAAUCGGCGGUGGCGUACAGGAGAUCACCGAUGAGCUUGACAGCCUUAGAGAGACGUUGAACACUGAGGUCACCGAUAAGCUGAAGAAGCUGAAAGAACAUGGCCUUACUGACGGUAAUACACCGUGGACAAUUGACGAUAAAAACUUAAAUGGCAUUCAAAAAAUCACCACGGACAUCAUUGCCAUAAAGGACAAGGACGUUGACCAAGUGAAGGACAAACUCAAGGAGCUGUGCACAGAAAUUCGUACCAUAACGAGGGAGGCAAAAAGGGACUUGGAACAUGUGAAAAAAGACAGGCUGGAAUAUGAGUUGACUGGAAUAAAAGACCAAUUGCACAACCUGCAGAUCCGUCUGGUGAGUGGGCCAAUUCAGGCCUGCAGGGAGUUCAUUAACAAGGACGCCGACAGAUUCGCAAGGGAAUGCAUUGCGUCCCUCACAGCGUUCGUCAACGGGCAAGUGGCCACCGCAAUCGACGACAUCACAGCCUUCGCCAGGCAGCAGUAUGUCUCCAACAUCAAGGAGGCGCUGGAGGCCUUCGCCCGGAAGGUGGAGGAGGAGCUGCGGGAGUUGCCGAAUGAAAUUAGCAGAGAUCUCUACUUGGGCUACAAGGGGUUAAUAAAAUACAUGUAUGGCCCUUUGAGUUCCGAUUUCACGGGCCGUGAAGAGAGCGUUCCACAAUUAUCCUCUGCGUUCCGGGAGCUUUAUGAGCAAGUACAGACGUAUCUCCUGGGGGAGAUAGGAAGAGAGGCCGACGAGCAAAACAGGAAGAAAAAUCCUGCGCUCCCGCCGUCCGAGGAGCCGUACAACAGUAAGCUCAACGAGGUGUACGACGCGCUGACCAAGUUGCUCACGUACCUCAAGGACAACGACACAUUUGACCACAGACUCACGGAGCUGCUCCGCAACCUCACCGACGCGCUGAGUGGCGUCAAGCCUGAGAGCUUCGCCAGGCCCUCAAGUCCCGUGCUGGACGGCCUGGUGGAGGGGCUCACAAAGUUCACCGCCGAGUUCACAUGUGCGUACGUCUCAAGAUACGCCGGCGCACAGUUCACCGAUGAAGAAGGUGAGAAGUGCGCCAAGGUCUUUCUCACCCUGCUGCCCACACUGUGCGACGCCUUCAACAGGCUGUGGGAGCAAUGCAACAAAGGCGGCAAGUGGAGGGACAUGAAAAUUAAUGCAACCAGUAAACUCGGCGCUUUCCUCCAGCGCUCCGGCUACAAGGUCUCAACCUCCGCCACCCUACAGGACGGCGAGCUGCGCGACGACUGCAUCGGCCACGACGUGUAUGUCCUGGUCAGCCAGAAGAUUGAGGAGACAGAGAACAACGCACACCUCAAAAAAUGCCUCUCCCUCCAACACGCCUGUAAUCUUUUAGGUAUCCUUAAAUGCCUCUGCACGCACCUCACUGAGUACUACCAGACGUGCCACCUCAAGGUGCAUCCCUCACCCCGGCCGCCGUGCUCUGUGUACGAGAUGCUCGUCUGGUGCUGCGGGCUUACGUACAACGCCGUGCAUCUGACCGUCACUCAUGAUGCCCUGCCGUCGCUGUUCGAGGCGGAUGAGCAGGACUCUACUGACACGGGAGUGUCCGUCACUGACCUCAGCAGCCUGGCGCUGAAGGCCCACCCGCGGGACAUAACACCGGCGUCACUCACCGACGCACUCACGGAGGUGUGCCACCGGUCGCAUUCAGUGCUCACCACGUUACUCGGCUACGGCCACGCAGAUGGCAUCUACGCCUGCGACUUCAACACCAACCCGGGAGGCCUGCUCUACCCCGGCGACGCCGACGCUUUGCUCUGCCUGCUGUUCGACGUCAUCAAACGCCUCCACCACCAACUCCAUUUCCUCUACCGCCGGUGCCUCUACAACGCCCGGCACGGCGGAUGGCUCGACUGCUGGUACGGCCGGGACGUCGGUGGCUCCAGUUGGAAGUGCAACACCAUGCAGUGUGCCAACCAAAUGUGUGACCAACAGUGCAACCAAACACACAACCAAAUAUGUAACCAACGCUGUGAUCAGCAUCCGAAGUGCGGCGUCAAGUCGCCGCUCCAGUCGUUCCUCGAGGACGGCCUGGUGGGCUUCCUGCCUCACCAGCUGUCGGCAGACGGCACCUGUGUCAAGUGCUCCGGCUGUGACACCAAGUCACCCGGCCUGCCGUGCAAGACGCCGAUGGGCCUUGCCAAUAUUACCAGGUUGGCCUCCCGUGCUGGACAAGGCCGAAGCAUCAUGGACGUCCUCGGCGCCUUCUGCGGCGGCGCAUCGUCGCCCCUCGCCAGGCUCUGCGGCUACCUGACUUGCCUCCUCACCCGCCCGCCCCGGACGCCAGACGACCUGUUCGCCUUCUACUACAACUUCAUAUGUGAGUGGAGUGACGGCGUUGAGCACCGUAAGGCGGCCUUCGAGGACGCCGUCGGCGACGCGUGCUUCCGGCAGCGGGGCGUGACACUGGACGUCAGUACAAUCUUCCGCACCAAGGAACAUGGCACACUGCCAGACAUGCCUCACCUCACCGGAGACCUCUUCUCACUCGUCAAGUGUAACGGCACUCCACGCUCCGCUCCGUCACACCCCUGCGGCCCCUACCUCAAGCCCCUCGGCCACGACGUCCGUGCCACCUUCUCCAAGGCACACGCCCACCUCUACCUCUCCUGGGUGGUGUACCUCACGGAGACUUUCUACGACUUCCUUCAAGAGCUGCUGCGAGACUGCGAGCGCAACUGCGCCGACGCCACGUCCAACUGCCACGCCAGGAGCUGCGCCAACGACUGCACAGCCAAGCGACGGCCACUGGCCCCGAACUCCACUCACACUGCCCACUGCCCCUCCAUCGUGGACUGCGACUCCACCACGCCCACACUCUUCCGGUACGGCUUCGUCCACAGGGACGUCCACAGCCUCGCCGGAUCCACCAGCGGCCACCAAGGCAAGCGCACCUGCGAGGAUUUCUGCAAGACCCUCCAAGUCGCCGUCAAGGAAAUGAACCCUCUCCACAGGCUGGCGCACGAGACCAUUCCCGAGUUCCUCUAUCGCAUCCGUGCGCCCUUCCUCUUCUGCCUCGUCACACUCUGGCUCACCGCCGCGCUCUACAUCGCCCACUCACUCCUCUACCGCAUGGACGUCCUGCGCAUCCGCUCCCACCUCCUCACCACCAGGGCCUCCCACCUCGUCGACGUCAAGGCCUUACUCACUAAAGGCCGGAAGAUGCUCUCACUCUACAAGGACGUCGAUUACUUCGACGACGACUUUCACUCUCAACCCGCUGCAAUUGGCAAAGCCGUCGAGCAAAUUAAGGCGCAGCUUGGAAAGCUUAGGGGGAAGUUGAAGAACACUAAUAAAGAUGAUGCCAUUAAAAGGUUGACAGAUUUGAAAAGCUUUGGUCUCGGGGAUAGUGAAUGGAUAUUGAAGGACCCAACAUGGAACGGUACUGACAGUUUAAAGGCGAUACAGAACCGUGUCAAAUUUCAGAAUGAGCAACUGGGCAAACAGCCUGAAAUUAUUACCGACGCAAUAGAAGUAAUAAGGGGGGAGCUUUCAAAAGUAAGAAUAGAUAUGAACAAUGUCUUCAAUACUGAAGACGUCGUGGACUUGUUGCAGCGGUUGCAGAGGAAGAUUGGUCACGGUGGACAUGCAGGCCUGCAAGGAAUUUCUUAUGCGAUUAAAAACCUCCGAGAAGGCCCGUUUACUAGAAAUCCCGACGAUAUUCACAAAGCCAACGAAGCAAUUAAGGGAGAACUCACUACCCUCCAAAAUGAGUUGCAAGGCGCCAAGCCAGGCAGUGAUGUCAUAAAGUCACUAGACGAUUUAAAGGACACUGGGCUAAGUGGAAAGGACAAAUGGAAUGGUGAUAAAAAAGGCCUCUCAAAAAUUGAUACUGAACUUCAAGGUCAACAAAAUACGUUGUCCUCUCAGCCCGGUGUAAUUGAGGGAGGCGUCCAAGACAUCAUCAGUGAGCUUACAAAGCUCCAGAAGCAGUUGAGUGAACAGGUCACCGAUAAGCUGCAGAAGCUGAGAGAGCAUGGCCUUAAUAACGGCGGAAACAACUGGACGGAGGACAAAACAAAUGUAAAUGGUAUUCAAAAAAUCACCGAAGACAUCGAGACCAUAAAAACCAGGGACGUCGAUAACGUCAAGCAUCAUCUCAUCGCCCUGUGCAGUGCUGUCAGGCAUAACGCAAGAGAUCUCAGAGACAUUUUAAAGGAUGUCAAAGAAAAUUUGGUCGGCGAGUUGACAAAAAUAAAAGACAAAUUUAGUGAUCUGCUGAGCGAGCAGGUGAGGCCUGUGAUAGCAGAGGUGAGAGGCUUCGUAAAAUUCCUCGACAACGGCAAGGCGCAACUCAUCAGAGAACUCCACGCAUUCGUCAACAAGGAGGUCAAGGCAGCCGAAGAGACAUUGAUCAGGGAGGCACGCCGGCAAUGUGUCUCCAACAUCAAGGAGCUUUUGAAGCUGUUCGCCCGGAAGGUGGAGGAAGAAUUGAAUCCCUUACCUCCGUUAAUAACCGAGGAUCUGCAGAUGGGGUAUAAAGGGUUUAUGUAUGAUUUCCAGCAACGCUUCGUCACUCACAUAUCCCCUCUAAAGGGUGCGCUGCAACUCGAGGCCCUGUCCACAGGCUUCAAGCGGUUCCAACUGGCGCUCUCGGGAUACAUCAGCGCAGAGAUCAGGAGAGUGCACAGCGAGGAGAGCAAGAAGAAAAACCCUGUGCCCCAAGAACCGGAAACGCUCUACACUGAUAAACUUGUAAGAGUCACACUCUCAUUGAAUGCGUUACUUGAAUACAUUAGAACUGAGGAUACCUUCGACCACCGACUCCAAGCCCUGCUCCGCAGCCUCACCGACGCGCUGAGUCACCUCAAGCCGGAGAGCUUCGCCAGGCCCUCGAGUCCCGUGCUGGACGGCCUGGUGGAGGGGCUCACAAAGUUCGCCGCCGAGUUCACAUGUGCGUAUGUCUCCACCUACGCCGGCGCACAGUUCACCGCUGACUUGCUCAAACAUGAAACCCUCACCGAGACCGUAAGAUCCCAAGGCACAAAGUCCGUCACAGUCAGAAACGUUACAAAGCUGACGCCAUACGGCGCCAUGUGCGCCAAGGUCUUCCUCACCAUGCUGCCGACACUGUGCGACGCCCUGCGCAGGCUGUGGGAGCAGUGCGGCAAAGACGGCAGCUGGAGGGAUCUGAACAUUAAUUCAAGCAGUAACCUCGGCACGUUCCUCCACCGCUCCGGCUACCGUGUUGCCACAUCUCCCUCUGACCAGGACGGCGAGCUGCGCGACGACUGCAACGGCCACGACGUGUAUGUCCUGGUCAGCCAGAACAUUACGGAUACAGAGAACAACGCACACCUCCAAAAAUGCCUGUCCCUCCGACACGCCUGUAAUCUGUUAGAUCUCCUUCAGUGCCUCUGCACGCACCUCCACCAGUACUACAGGACGUGUCACCUCAAGGUGCAUCCCUCACCCCGGCCGCCGUGUUCCAUCUACGAGAUGCUCACAUGGUGCUGCGGGCUCCCGCACAACGCCGUGUACCUGGGCCUCAACUCCGAAGCACUGCCUUUGCUGUUCGAGGCGGAGGAGCCGGACUCCUGGGACUCCGACGUGCCCUUGAUGAACCUCAGCAGCCUGGCGCUGAAGGCCCACCCGCGGGACAUAACACCGGCGUCACUCACCGACGCACUCACGGAGGUGUGCCACCGGUCGCAUUCAGUGCUCACCACGUUACUCGGCUACGGCCACGCAGAUGGCAUCUACGCCUGCGACUUCAACACCAACCCGGGAGGCCUGCUCUACCCCGGCGACGCCGACGCUUUGCUCUGCCUGCUGUUCGACGUCCUCAGACGCCUCCACCACCAGCUCUAUUUCCUCUACCGCCGGUGCCUCUACAACGCCCGGCACGGCGGAUGGCUCGACUGCUGGUACGGCCGGGACGUCGGUGGCUCCAGUUGGAAGUGCAACACCAUGCAGUGUGCCAACCAAAUGUGUGACCAACAGUGCAACCAAACACACAACCAAAUAUGUAACCAACGCUGUGAUCAGCAUCCGAAGUGCGGCGUCAAGUCGCCGCUCCAGUCGUUCCUCGAGGACGGCCUGGUGGGCUUCCUGCCUCACCAGCUGUCGGCAGACGGCACCUGUGUCAAGUGCUCCGGCUGUGACACCAAGUCACCCGGCCUGCCGUGCAAGACGCCCAUGGGCCUCUCCAACAUUACCAGGCUGGCCUCCCGUGCCUCCCAAGGCCGACACAUCAUGGACGUCCUCGGCGCCUUAUGCGGCGGCGCAUCGUCGCCCCUCGCCAGGCUCUGCGGCUACCUGACUUGCCUCCUCACCCGCCCGCCCCGGACGCCAGACGACCUGUUCGCCUUCUACUACAACUUCAUAUGUGAGUGGCGCAGUAGCGGCGAGCACCGUAAGGCGGCCUUCGAGGACGCCGUCGGCGACGCGUGCUUCCGGCAGCGGGGCGUGACACUGGACGUCAGUACAAUCUUCCGCACCAGUAACCACGGCUCAGUGCCGGAAAUGCCUCACCUCACCGGAGACCUCUUCUCACUCGUCAAGUGUAACGGCACUCCACGCUCCGCUCCGUCACACCCCUGCGGCCCCUACCUCAAGCCCCUCGGCCACGACGUCCGUGCCACCUUCUCCAAGGCACACGCCCACCUCUACCUCUCCUGGGUGGUGUACCUCACGGAGACUUUCUACGACUUCCUUCAAGAGCUGCUGCGAGACUGCGAGCGCAACUGCGCCGACGCCACGUCCACCUGCCACGCCAGGAGCUGCGACAACCAAUGCCAAGCCAAGCGACGGCCACUGGCCCCGAGCUCCAAUCACACUGCCGACUGCCCCUCCAUCGCGGACUGCGACUCCACCACGCCCACACUCUUCCGGUACGGCUUCGCGCUCAGGGACGUCCACAGCCUCGCCGGCUCCACCAGCGGCCAACAGUCCAAGCGCACCUGCGAGGAUUUCUGCACAGCACUGCAAGUCGCCGUCAAGGAAUUGAACCCUCUCCACAAGCUGGCGCAUGAGACAAUCCCCGAGUACCUCUAUCGCAUCCGUGCCCCCUUCCUCUUCGCCAUCAUCGCACUCUGGCUCACCGCCGCGCUCUACAUCGCCCACUCACUCCUCUACCGCAUGGACGUCUUACGCAUCCGCUCCCACCUCCUCACCACCAGGGCCUCACACCUCAUCGACGUCAAGGCGCUGCUCGCCGGCAGCCGCAGGAUGCUCUCACUCUACAAGGACGUCGACUACUUCGACGAAGACCUUAACUCAUGA
Babesia ovata is the source of this 8100-nucleotide messenger RNA. Its product is annotated as Extracellular matrix-binding ebh, putative. The transcript is spliced from 3 exons. The record is from RefSeq and is a predicted model, not a curated record. The coding region runs from base 1 to 8100 and encodes 2699 amino acids. Lineage: Eukaryota; Apicomplexa; Aconoidasida; Piroplasmida; Babesiidae.